AUGUUUACUAUGCGGCCCUUGACACAAACUCCGCCAAGCCCUGUUCUGGGGCCUCGUCCUCCCGGCGGCGCCGCCGAUUCCCACGCGCCCGGGGAGGAGGACCGCGCCGGCGCCGGAGCCGGGAGACGGCUGACAGGGAGGGUCGGGGGCCCUCGGGCGACGCUUAGUGACCGCUCCCUGUGGGGCUUGGCAGAAAGGUCUCGGCCUCCGGCGCUGCCUGAGACGCCUGGGUGGAGCAAGGCCGCUAAGCGUCAGCAACCCGGCUCCUUUCCGCGCCCGCAAAAACACAGCUUCUGGGCGCCCGAGCCGAGCGGGGCCGGCAGCCUCGCGGCCCCCACGUCCUGGCGCGAGGGAGGCGGGGCGCGCCCGGGGGUGGGAGGAGUCAUCCCUCGUGGGCGGGGCGAGCCUCCUGCGCCUUCCGACCUAGAAAGGCGCCUGCGCACUUGUGCUCCGCGGCCGCUCCGAGCUCCUGGCCAUGCUGCAGGCUCUGAGCUGGCCUUCGUGAGGGAGCCCGGGGACAUGGUAGCCGUGCGGGAGCACCCACUGGUGCUGCCCUGCCAGGUGGAGGGUGAGCCGCCCGUGUCCAUUUCCUGGCAGCGGGAUGGGUUGGCUCUGGCCAAUGACAGUGGUGCCACCCUCAUGCCGGAUGGCUCCCUGCAUCUGGCUGCCCUGCCCGCCCGCCGGAGCCUCCCCUCUCGCGCCCACGAGUACCACUGCGUGGCCCAGAACUGCUACAGGCGGCUGGUGAGCCGAUGGGCCCGGGUACAGCUGGCAAGUUUGUCCCGCUUCCACCAACAUCCAGAGUCUGUCAAGGUGGAACGGGGUGGUGUCGCCCGCUUCCAGUGCCUGACCCGGGGGGUGCCUGAGCCCUCCGUUUCCUGGGAGCACAAUGGCACGGCCCUGAGAACUGCCGACCACCUGGUCACACUGCUGCCUGGUGGCAUCCUCCACAUCACCAGCGUGAGCUAGGCUGGUGGGCCUGGCUCACAAGAUGUGGGCACCUACCGCUGCGUGGCCCGCAAUGUGGCCAAUACCCGCCACAGCCAGGAUGCCCAGCUGAGCCUGAGCAGCACGGUGGGAUCCCCGCGGCUGCUGCAGGAGCCAGAGAUCCUGUCGGGGCCUCAGAAUCACACAGUGCACCAAACGGCGGUGCUGGAGUGCAUUGCCACUGGCCACCCACGGCCACUGGUCUCCUGGAGCCGCCUGGAUGGCUGCUCCAUUGGCGUGGAGGGCAUCCAAGUCCUGGGCACCGGGAACCUUAUGAUCUCCGACGUGUCAGUCCAGCACUCGGGCGUCUACGUCUGUGCCGCCAACUGGCCGGGCACCUGUGUCUGGUGCACGGCACAGGGCGUCCUACUAGUGCAGGCUCGUCUUCAGUUUGUCCAGUGACAGUCCUUGUCCAAGCCUCCAGGCAGCAGCGCCAUCUUCACCUGUGUGGCCCAGGGUGUCCCUGAGCCCCAUCUGAUCUGGCUGAAGAAUGGGAAGGUGCUGAGUCCUGGGGAUAACAUUCGGCUGACCCACGACAACAGCACACUGAUGCUGGCAGGGGUCUCAGCUGAGGAUGAGGCCAUCUACCAAUGCACGGCAGAGAAUAGCGCGGGCUCCAACCAGGCCAGUGCCCACCUGGCUGUGACAGGGGACCCAGAGCCACCCACCCCCAGGGGCCUGCAGGCGUUGGCUCUUUCCACCUCUGCCAUUCCAGUGUUUUGGGAACCACCACCCUCCAAUGGCGACAUCAUUGGCUAUAUGCUGCACCUCCGGCCUGUGGGAGGUGGGUCUGGCUGGGAGCUCCAAGAGGCCGUGGGCAAAGGCAGCUUUGAGCACGUUUUCUCCAACCUGGAGCCUGCCACAGCCUACUCCACCCACUUGCGGGCCUACUCAGCGGAGUGUGCCAGCCAGGACUCUGCCUUCAUCCACGCCUCCACGAUGGGCAGCACCCCUGCCGCCCUGGGCUUCUCCACCAAAGUGCUCAACGCUACCUCCGUGCAGGCCUCCUGGGAGCUGCCACCCCAGCUGGGGCCCAUCCAGGGCUUCAAACUCUUUCACCGCAAGCUGCCGGCUUCCCGUUUUGAGGGGCCCCUGCUCCUGGCCAGCAGUGUCAGCUCCUUCCUCUACACAGAUCUGGAGCCAGCUGCUCUCUAUGAGAUCAAGCUCCAGGCAUUCGAUGGCAACGGGGAUGGUAAGAGCAGUGCUCGUUUUGUCUCUUUGCAUGAUGUGCCCCUGGCCACCCCUGACUCCUUUGCAGACAGGGGUCCCAAGAGUGCUGGGCAGUACCUCAGACUGCCUCAGACAGAUCUGGGGACCAUCGAGGCCAGGCUCCGAGUGGAAGGAAGCCAGGGGAGAAGAUUGAACUCAUCACUCAGGUGA
Messenger RNA from Ceratotherium simum simum (southern white rhinoceros), 2367 nucleotides. The record is from RefSeq and is a predicted model, not a curated record. NCBI's taxonomy places the organism in Eukaryota, Metazoa, Chordata, Mammalia, Perissodactyla, Rhinocerotidae.